GUGUGUUUUGGUUAAUAGACUUAGCGACGUGGUGAUUAGUGCCAAAGAUUUUGAUUGCUAUUGUACCUUCACCCUCGCUAGAAUCGCACACUUCCACUUAGAUGUCUUCGCUGGACUACAAAGCAGCACUGCUGCUGGCUUUUAUCGCCUGCGCCAGUGCUCAGCGCGUCGUGCCGGGAGUGAAUCCCCAGCACUAUCAACAAGUGCCGCAGCAAGUACCCCAGCAUCAUCCGCCGCCGCCGCAACACCAACAGCAGCAAUAUCAAAAUGUUGCUCCCGGUGUGCCGCCCCAGCAGUACCAAUACGAACAAGUCCCUGUCCAGCAGCAGCAACAACAGCAACAAUAUCAGCAAGUGCCCGUGCAGCAGCAGCAAAAUCAGCCUGUACAGCAACAUCCACCUCAGGGCCAGCAUGCGCAACAAGUGCAUCAACAGCAGCAGCCCGCCGGAGCUCAUCAUGGCCACCAUGGUCCACAACAAGUGCUAAACACUGGCAACAUACAGCAUGAGCGGGCACACAUUCAGGAGCACAUGCAGGUGCCCAUCGAUACGAGCAAAAUGUCCGAAGCUGAGCUGCAAUUUCAUUACUUUAAAAUGCACGACUCUGACAACAACAACAAAUUGGAUGGCUGCGAACUCAUCAAGUCGCUGAUACAUUGGCAUGAGCAAGGCAGCAAGGAGCAGCCAAACGGCGAGAAGCCACAUGUUGAGGAGAAAGUUUUCUCCGACGAAGAACUUAUUGCGCUGAUUGACCCGAUUCUGCAAAUGGAUGAUACAUCACGGGAUGGCUAUAUAGACUAUCCAGAGUUUAUCAAAGCACAACAGAAGGCCAGCGAAAAGCAUCAGCAAAAGCAGCAGGAGCAACAACAGCAAGCGCAACAGCCGGUUCAUUAAUUGUGGUGUCCCAGUCAGACACAGACACACCUGCCACCUAAUCUAGCUUUGUUAUGUCUUUCAUAACGAAUGUCUCAUACAAUACAUACUCUUGAUUUCGCUUCACAACAUAUUGACAACAUCCACUACAGUGCACAUCGGUUCAAGCGCAAAUUCAAAAAGAAUUUUUAAACAAAUAUUUGUCGUGCUUUAAGCAUUCCAAUCGGGCAACUUAUCUGAACAAACUUUUAUUUAUUUACGAGACUUUUAUAAUUCCUACCAAUUCGAUUAGCACACUAGUGUAUCUCUAAGUUGUCUGUGCAAUUCAACGGCAUGUUUUUGUUCGACAAUC
This is a messenger RNA of Scaptodrosophila lebanonensis, 1224 nucleotides long. RefSeq names its product putative mediator of RNA polymerase II transcription subunit 26. Bases 102 to 893 code for a protein of 263 amino acids. NCBI's taxonomy places the organism in Eukaryota, Metazoa, Arthropoda, Insecta, Diptera, Drosophilidae. Gene Ontology annotation, molecular function: calcium ion binding. The transcript is spliced from 4 exons. The record is from RefSeq and is a predicted model, not a curated record.